UACGCUACAUCGAUGCUGGAAGAAAAGUCUGCUAUACUUCAUGCACCAGCCCAGUACCUAGCCAGAGAUUCUCCUCCAGCGUCGUACAUGAGCUCUCGAGCAGCGUCCUAGCCGGCCCCACUCCUUCCCCUCCCGAAACCGCCCCCCCUCCUCUCCCAUCAGCGCCGCGACUAGAGAUUCCCAUGAGACAUAGAUGGCAGAUGGUUACCGAUAUCCGCAGCAGGCCGUUGGAAACCCUCUAUAUUCUCAGUACAGCUCCGGCAGCUCCGUCGCGAACGGAAUAUUUCUAAAUUCUCUGCUAAACCACUUCGUUGCCGAUCCGCCGUCGCCGUCCAAAUCCCCCGUCCCGAGCUCCCCGAGCAAGAACCUGCGGAGCAUGUACGGUCAAGGCCACCAGCAGGGGCACAACUCCCGUCUCAAUGGCGCGCCGGGUGGUCAGCGGAUGCCCAUCCUCUAUAACUACCAGCAGCAACCAUCCCACCAGCACCAAACCCAUUCUCAGCACCACCAGGCCAUCCCGCAAGACCACUCCGGCCAUGGCGCGGGUGGCAACGUGAUCGGUCACCAUUCUAGCUUUUCCAGCGGCGUCAUGUCAAAUGCCAGCCCCUUCUCGGCGAACAAUCUGCAAAAUGGCCAUGCGCCACCCUCGAGAGCUGGCCAGGCUCAACAGAUAACCGAGCAUUGGGCCGAGCAGCUCCGGCUGCGGAAAGAGGCCGAGAGAGCGCACGCGGCCAUGACAGAGCAACACCAGCCGCACUACUAUGCGCGACUCAAGGCGCCCGAGAACCGGGGAAUCGGUGGCUCUGCUCUGACGCCUGGCAAUUCGGCGCCCGCUACAGACGGCGACGAGGAUAGGAGACGUCCUUGGAUUGUCGAGAAGUCGAACAAGCGACAGGACUGGCACAACCUCGACCUCAGCGGCCAGGGCCUGAGGAUCUUGUCUCCUGCGCUCUUCAGCUACACCUUCCUGCAAGAGCUCUUCAUCGCCUCGAACCGGCUGACCUACCUCCCCGCUGAGAUUGGCCAACUGCGACAACUGCGCGUGCUCGAGGCUUCCUUCAACCAGAUCUCAGAACUCCCUCCGGAGAUCGGCAUGUGCACCAACCUCAAGCAGCUGCUCCUCUUCGAUAACCACAUCCGGGAUUUGCCCUACGAGUUGGGAUCCCUGCACUACUUGGAAAUGCUUGGCAUUGACGGAAACCCCCUAAAUCCCACCAUGAAAGAGGAGAUUAUGGAGCGCGGGACGAAGAGCUUAGUCAACCUCCUCCGAGAGCAAGCCCCAGUACCCCUACCGCCGACCCCGCGGAAGCCGAUCGUAAUCCAAGAAGACGUAUCGCCCAACCUGGAGAGGGUCAAGAUAUUGACGUGGAACAUCUUGUGCGACAGGUAUGCGACUGCCCAGCUCUACGGAUAUACGCCGGCAGGCGCUUUGUCCUGGGACUAUCGCAAGGAGAGUAUUAUGCAGGAGAUACACGAUAGGGAUGCGGAUAUUUUGUGUCUACAAGAGAUCGCGACCGACACCUUCCGGGACUUCUUCAGCCCGGACCUCGCUGCAUACGACUACAAGGGGAUCCACUGGCCAAGGCCAAAGGCCAAGACCAUGUCAGAGAAGGAUGCUCAGGUUGUUGAUGGUUGUGGCAUCUUCUACAAAGCUAGCAAGUUCAUUCUGCUCGACAAGCAGCUGAUCGACUAUGCGACUAUCGCCAUCAACCGUCCGGACAUGAAGAACCAGCACGACAUCUUCAACCGGGUCAUGCCCAAGGACAACAUCGGGCUCAUCUGCCUGUUCGAGAGCCGGUCGACCGGUGCGCGCAUGAUCGUCGCCAACACCCAUCUGGCGUGGGAGCCCACCCUCGCCGACGUGAAGCUCGUCCAGACUGCCAUUCUCAUGGAGAAUAUCACCAGGCUGGCGGAGAAGUAUGCUCGCUGGCCGCCGUGCAAGGACAAGAGGAUGAUACAGCUUCCGUCGGACCCGGAAGACGGAGAGGAGGAGAAGAAGAAGGAGAUGCCCGAACCGGCGCCAUCCCAAGAGUACAGGAACAACACCGACAUACCGCUCUUCGUCUGUGGCGAUUAUAACUCGACUGCAGAUAGCAGUGUGUACGAGUUGCUGUCACAGGGACGGGUAGCGCCGGACCAUCCGGAGCUGGCUCCUUUCCAGUACGGCACCUUCACGCGGGACGGCAUCGAGCACCCCUUCAGCCUGCGGUCGGCCUACGUGCACCUAAACGGGACGCCCGAUGAGCUACCCUUCACCAACUACGUGCCCGGGUUCGCCGAGGUCAUCGACUACAUCUGGUACUCGACCAACACGCUCGAGGUGGUCGAGCUCCUCGGGCCGCCGGACCGACAGCACCUCAAGCGCGUGCCGGGCUUCCCCAACUACCACUUCCCUGCGGACCACAUCCAGAUCAUGGCCGAGUUUGUCAUCAAGGCCCGCAAGGACAAAAAGGCGAUUACAGAGCCGGAUUUUGGAUCAGGUAGUGGCGGCGGCGACCGGAGAGGCUAGGGAAGGGAAUUGUCGCCUCCUUAGUCCCCCGG
Phialemonium atrogriseum is the source of this 2541-nucleotide messenger RNA. Its product is annotated as glucose-repressible alcohol dehydrogenase transcriptional effector. The transcript has 2 exons. NCBI's taxonomy places the organism in Eukaryota, Fungi, Ascomycota, Sordariomycetes, Cephalothecales, Cephalothecaceae. Gene Ontology annotation, cellular component: CCR4-NOT complex; cytoplasm; nucleus. Gene Ontology annotation, biological process: nuclear-transcribed mRNA poly(A) tail shortening. The record is from RefSeq and is a predicted model, not a curated record. Bases 194 to 2509 code for a protein of 771 amino acids. Gene Ontology annotation, molecular function: protein binding; poly(A)-specific ribonuclease activity.